UGUCCGCGAUGAGCUGCGGCCGCAAACGAUGCUGCUGCUCUUAGGUAGUACAAUCGAUUCCCGAUCGGUCGUAGAAUUUUUCGUGGCAAAAAAGUGUCUCCGAGAGGCAUGUGAGACGAGAUGCUCGAUCGGACGCCGCUCGUCGUAUGCGUCGCGGCGUUGAUCGCAUCGUUGACAGUUUUGAGCGGUGUCGAGCAGUCAGUGGCUGCGGUGGCGGCGGAGCAGCCCGACAGCAGCAGCAGCAGCAACAACAAAAACGAUGACAAUUACGUGGGAAAUUUGAGCGUCCGGCUGGUCUCGCCGGGCGACGGCGACAUUAACGAGGAGAAUUCGUCGAGGAUCGACGCAGCGAAGCUCAACGUUUCGUGGCUCUUGCCGACGACGAGCAGCGACGAUGCAGCGAAAAAGCCGUCCUUCUACAGCGUGCAGAUCACGAGCAUAACGGACGAGCAUCACGACGACGACGACGACGACUCGGGCUCGAGCCUCUCGCAUAAUUCGGCCUGCGGCGAGGGCACGAUUUAUCACGUCGUUCACGACGUCAACGUGACGUCGGUGCUGCUGCCCGAGUACCGCUUCGAGGACGACGACGACGCCGCGAUGGCGCUGGAGCUGGAGUUGGAGCCGGCCUGCACCUACAGGAUCGACUUCGUGGCCCAUCCGAGGCCCAGCAGCAGCGACCAGCUUACCGAUCAUGAUAAUUAUCGGUCCCUAUCGGUAAUACGCACGGUCGUAACUCUGCCGGAGUGCAUCGGUAAUUGGUGCAAUUGCGAGAGGAUCGGCCGCGGGCUGCCCGUGCCCGAGCUUCGCGUCCAAAACCUGGACGAUCAGAGCGUCCUCAUCGAUUGGACGCUCGGCACCGAUCGAGACAUCUCCGGUAACAACGACAGCUCGACGGCGACGCUCGUUCGGUCUUAUCACGUUAGCGCGGGAGUGCCGCAUCUGACGUCGGCCACCGGACUCGUUAUCUACAACAGGACGACGAUUUUUCGCGGCAACUCAAGCUCGUUCGUUUGGCAUCAUAACGACUCUUCGCUGCAUCAGCUGGGCGCCAAGAUCUUCGCCACCUCCCUCGACUCGCACGGAUGUCCCAGCAACGAGAGCUCCAUCUUUUUGAGGAAGCUCCGGCACGCGGCCUUCUAUAGGAAAAAUGUCGCGGCGAUCGUUUUCGUUUGCUUCAUUCUCAUGUUCUUUCUGAGCGGUGCAUUGGUGACCCUCGUGCGGCGUUGGAUGCGCAAGCCCGAUUACAAGUUCGCCAAUCUCGACAUGGACAAGUUCAAACCGAGGGCCUUCCUGCAUCAGCAGGAGUCGAUGUACGAGACGCUGCUGAACCAGCGCAACGUUCUGUACGUCGAGCAGGAGAUCGUCGAGGCUCGCCGCAAGGACCUGGCCGACGAGUACGAGAUCUCGUUCAAUCGGCUGAGCAUCGUGACGGAGCUCGGCCACGGCCAGUUCGGCAAGGUCUACCUGGCGCAGCUCGACGGCGCUGCUGGUGGCGAAGGCCGAAACAGCGCCUACAGCAACGCCAAUCUCGUAGCCGUGAAGAUGUCGCGAGCCCACGACCCCUCGGAGCUGCAGCAGGACCUGCUCGAGGAGAUCCGCAUCACCAAGCUCGUGGGCUCGCAUCCCCAUCUCGUGUCGAUGAUCGGCUGCUGCACCCUGCCCGAGAAUCCCAUCUGUCUGGUGCUCGAGUACAUGAAGGGCGGCGAUCUGCUGAGGUAUCUGCACGCCGUGAGAGCAGCCGGCACAGUCGAGGUCUCGUCGCCGUUGACCUUGUCCUCCAACGACAGCCCGGACGAGCUCAGCAUAGCCGAGACCACCUGUACGAGUCUUCACAGUCAAUCGCCCUCGAGUCCGUCACCGCAACAACAACAACAGCAACAUCAGCCACAGUUCAGCAGAGACUCUCGAGUUUUUUUUCCCAACAACGACAUCAAAGCGGUCGAGUCGGGCGGCUGCAAGUUCGAGUGCAGCGGUGGCGGCGAGCGAGUCAAGGGUACGCUUAGCCAUGCGGAAAUGAUGCACUUCGGCUUGCACAUAGCCCGCGGCAUGGAGCAUCUCGAAGCCAAGGGCAUCGUUCACCGUGACUUGGCCGCCAGAAACGUUCUCAUGAGCGAGCAUCUCGUUCUCAAGAUAUCGGAUUUUGGCUUGUCGCGACGAGGCGACUACUUUUCGAGGCGGCCGGGCGGCCAGAGGCCCCUGCCGAUACGCUGGAUGCCCGCCGAGGCGAUACGCCAGCGCAGCUUCACCAGCAAGAGCGACGUCUGGUCGUACGGCCUCGUGCUCUGGGAGAUCGUCAGCUACGGCGACUUUCCUUACCCUCGUCUGUCCGACGAUCGGCUGCUUCAUCAUCUGCUGGAGGAGGACGGCCGACCGGAUCUGCGAGAGCUGCAGGCCGCGCCGGCCGAGCUCAAGCAGCUGAUGAACAUGUGCUGGGCUCGCGAACCCGCUAACAGGCCGACUUUCCAGCAGAUCGUCAUGUGGCUGGAGAACAAGAUUCAAUCGACUUGCGAGAAUAAUAUAACGUACAAGUCGUCUGCUUGAUCUGUACAAUCGAUCUAUGCUCGGCAUUUUUCACACAAUUAUAGUUUAUUAAUGAUAAGAGAAAUUCACAAUUAAUACGUACUACUUUACUUUUUGACAGAAUGAUGUUCGGAAGCAUCGAUACAAAUUUACAAUAAAUUUUUGUAUACAGUUUAAUCAUUUUUUAAAUGCUUCUCAAACGUUCAAAAAUAAAAUUUUUUUUUAGUUACAAAUUACGAACUUUAUUAAAACAUCGUUUAAAGUUGGGACAUAUAACGUUUUUGUAUAUUUGGGGGACGAUAUCAAUUUUUAAAUUAUUAAUGAAAUUUCUAAUAAUUUUACCAAGUAUUAUACAAUAUUAUUAUCGUCUCAAAAGCGUAUAAAAUUCGAGCAAACCCUAAUGUUAAAAAUUUUAAUAAUAUCUUUUUUUUUCUUAUAUUCACUCGAACUGUGGAUCGACGGACCGAUCGAUCGGUUGACUAGAAGUAACAGAGUUUCAGGUCGAGAUGCAAUAUUGGCUACUCUCAGUGUAAUUCUUGAACAUCCAUAGUGAAUACGCAUAACAAAGUGAAUGAUGGAAAGCAGAAAGGACACAAUUAGCUUUUAUCCUACUAAAACUUUUUGUGUGUGUUCUCAGGUGAGAUUUACUGGGUUCCAAGUGUUCGCAUCAGUCAAUUUGGUUCUGUGAGGUUUUAUAUUGUUUUCGGACAAUUAGCCACAGUGGCAAACUCGGACUAGCUAAUCAAACUAACUUGAGCUACUAGUACGCACAAUGGAAAAGAAUUUAUUUUUUCAUCAUAUUUAACAAGUCAAUUGUACUUUAUCGUACAUGCAAGUGUAGUUGAAGUUGAUCGGAUAUUCAGUUUGAGGUUGCAACACUAGCCAAUGGUUCAAAGAAGUAAAUAAAACCUUACAGAAUUCAACUGAAUGAUGAAAACAUUUGGAAUCUAAUGUAUGUCAACUUGAAAGUGUUGAAUGCUUAGCGCCAAAGGUCUACAGUCUUAUGACAAUGUAUUUCACAUUGUUUAUGCAUCUGACCCGACAAAGUAGUAUAAAACGCGUUAUUGAAAAAUAAAUUUAUGCCUGUUUUUUAGGAUCUAAUUUCAGUAGCUUUUACAGUCUAUUAUACAAAUGUAGUAAGUGUAUAUAAAAGUAAAUAAAAACGCAAAUUGAUGUAAUUAUAAAAAUAUAAAUGAAAUUUCAAUAGGGCAUAUUGAUCAAUUUAUCCUCGUUUUCUGAUACAUACUUUAAUUUGAAUAAAACACAUUCAGGAAAUCGGAAUUUCAAUAGAUUCAACGUCGAGCUCAGCUGGGCAUGUGGAUGAUGAAAUUAUCCGAUGAUUACUUUUUUUGAGAAAAAGAGUUUUCAAAGUAUAAAGAGAGAGAGAGAGAGAGAGAAAGAUAGAGAGUAAUUCUGAGUUUGAUGAGAAAAGAUUAAAACAUGCAAUAUUUAGAUCUUUGAGAUCUUCUUCUUAAUCUUUCUGAGCUGUACAUGUGCCCAUGUGCGCUAAUGGUAGACACACCUGACAACUUAUGACUGACUGUCUUUCCCAUUUAAGAUUAUUUUAUUCUAUGGGAGCUUCUAAUCUAAAUUGAAUGCAAUGUCUAAAUUGUGAAUAAAAAAGGAAACGCUGAGAAACGUUAUAAGGCAAUGUUACUAAAUGAUUAUCAAAUUUUAGGUGUAAAAUUAAAAAAUAAAUAUUUCAAGCACAGCAGAAGGCUUUCGAAGAAAGCUCGAUCACAAGCAUUAAAUUUAUAAUGAAUGUUAAUUUGAUUAUGAAUACAAUAAAACAUUUGGUAUAAACAAUGACAAUAUCUGAUUAAAUUAUUGGUCCAAUUUUAGUAAAAAAAUUGUUUACAUUCAUUUAUAUAAUCACCAAGCUGUCGACAAAAAAUCCAACUUAAUUUAUUGAAUCUUAACAUAAUUAACACAAUUGAUUUCUUCUAGACAAAGUUUGUCAAUAUCUGAGUUAGUACCCAUCCUUGAUUUAGAUAAUGCAGUUGGUGCAUUACCUGGUGAGAAGUUUAUCUGAGCUUAUUGAUAUAAAUACUGGAGGCAAUGAGUCUAGUAGCUUGGGUGACCUUACUGCAACCUAUGGUAAAUUGAAAAAGUUAAUGCCUACAUUUGCUGGUGGAAAUGGCAGUUGCACACAUGCAAACUAGGUAUACUGUGAAACUCUAUUGAUGUUUUAAUCAAAGUUGCUUGCUUUUUUAAAGAUAUGCGUCAUUUGAUAUUAAGGCGUUGUCUUUCCAAUAAUAACAUUUUACUUGCCAAAGGAUUGUCUGGUUUAGAAGGCUUUUCAUACUUAUUUGGACAUGUUUCAAAUGUCAGAUCUAUUGCU
This is a messenger RNA of Trichogramma pretiosum, 4864 nucleotides long. RefSeq names its product mast/stem cell growth factor receptor Kit-like. The coding region runs from base 121 to 2544 and encodes 807 amino acids. Gene Ontology annotation, biological process: protein phosphorylation; positive regulation of kinase activity; multicellular organism development. Gene Ontology annotation, molecular function: ATP binding; transmembrane receptor protein tyrosine kinase activity. Gene Ontology annotation, cellular component: signaling receptor complex. Lineage: Eukaryota; Metazoa; Arthropoda; Insecta; Hymenoptera; Trichogrammatidae. The record is from RefSeq and is a predicted model, not a curated record. The transcript is spliced from 8 exons.